AUGACUGGCAGUCAAGUAGCAAAGAUACCUGGCGACGAUAGAAGUAUCGCUGGUUUACAUCAAGAUCAAAUUAUUGAUGAAAAUGUUACUUCGUCGACGGAAAAAGGUAAUUCAAAUGAGUUGGAUUCACCGGAAAAGCUUCCUGGCAAAGAGAAAGAUAAAAUACCCGUCGAAGCCGUUGGUUUUCGAAGUUUGUUUCGAUAUGCUGCACGAAUCGAUAUAAUUUAUAUGUUAAUUGGUACUUUUGGAGGGCUGGGCAAUGGCGUUCUUUUGCCCCUUAUGGUUCUUGUAUUUGGAAACCUUCUAACUUCAUUUACUAGCCGAUCUACUGAUUUGUGUACACUCAAUUAUACAGCCCUUUCUACUCAGUAUUGUCCAGCAGGCUACCAAUUGACAGCAUCGAAUUUUUUAUCAUCACUAUCUAUUUGUAACCUUAAUAUAACACUCGAUUUUCAAAGUCAAAUAAAGCAACAAACGAACUAUUUGGUCAUUCUCGGUUGUGUUAGUAUUGUGAUGGGUUAUCUCCAAGUAGCAUUUUGGAGUAUGGCAGCUGAAAAGCAAACAAAAACUAUUAGAAAAAGAUUAUUUCAAUCCAUUCUACGAAAAGAUAUGGUCUAUUUUGAUUUACACAAAGCUGGAGAACUGAAUACGAAAUUGACAGAUGAUGUCAAUAAAAUUCAUGAUGGUAUUGGAGAUAAACUCGGUGCAGCAGCACAAUUUCUAUCUGCAUUUAUUACUGGCUUUUGUAUUGGCUUUGCCAAAGGAUGGAAAUUAACAUUGGUUAUAUUAUCGAUAUCUCCAUUACUAUUUACUUCCGCUGUGCUGUUUUCGAGGCUUGCUUCUAGUUUGACAGCAAUGGAAUUAAAAGCUUAUGGUAAAGCAGGAGCCAUUGCUGAAGAAGUACUUAGUUCGAUUCGUACAGUGCUCGCUUACAAUGGGCAAAGGCGAGAACAGGAAAGAUAUGAAAAGCAUCUUGGUGACGCUAAAAAGAAUGGUAUAAAAAGAGGUGCAAUAAACGGUUUUACGAUGGGUACUGUUUGGUUUUUUAUCUAUUGUGCAUAUGCACUAGGAUUUUGGUACGGAGCAAAAUUGAUUCGAGACGAAGGAUAUAGUAUUGGUGAUGUUAUCACUGUAUUCUUUGCGAUUAUUAUUGCUAUUUUCAAUUUGGGUCAAGCUAGUCCACACUUUCAAGCGUUAACUCAAGCACGAGGUGCUGCGUAUGCCGUGUGGAAAAUUAUUGAUGAUCCAUCUAAAAUUCAUAGCAAUUCCAAAACGGGUUUGAAAAAAGCUGGUCUUACCGGCGAUAUUCGUUUUUCAAAUGUUCAUUUUACUUACCCAUCACGACUUGGCGUCAAAAUUCUUGAUGGCAUUUCAUUUGAUGUUAAGCGUGGUCAAACCAUUGCUCUUGUUGGAUCAUCCGGUUCAGGAAAAUCAACAUGUGUACAAUUAUUGCAACGAUUCUAUGAUCCUGACGCAGGCUCAGUCUUUAUUGAUGAUCAUCAAGUCGAUGAAUACAAUUUAAAAUGGCUAAGAGAACAUAUUGGUGUUGUUAGUCAAGAGCCAAUUUUAUUUCAAGCAACUAUCCGAGAAAAUAUUCUAUUCGGAAGAGAUACAGCAACUGAUGCAGAAAUUCAUGAAGCAGCAAAAAUGGCGAAUGCACAUAAUUUCAUUAUGGAUUUACCUGAUAAAUAUGAAACUCGAGUUGGUGAUCGUGGAGCUACACUCUCAGGUGGACAAAAACAAAGAAUUGCAAUUGCUCGAGCAUUAAUUCGCGAUCCAAAAAUUUUACUGCUGGACGAAGCAACUAGUGCGCUUGAUAAUGAAAGUGAAAAAAUAGUUCAAGAAGCUUUGGAUCGUGCUGCUCAAGGCCGUACAACAUUAGUCAUUGCACAUCGUCUAUCGACAAUUCGUAAUGCUCAUAAAAUUAUUGUCAUGCACAAAGGUCAAGUUAUUGAAGAAGGUGAUCAUGAAUCAUUGAUGCGUCUACGUGGAACUUAUUAUAGUCUUGUUGAACAACAAAAUCUACUUAAGGCUGAAGAAGAAGCACAAUUAGCUUUUGAAUUGAAUCAAUCGACUGUACCUGCCAAAACUGACGAGGCCCCAUUAGGCUUCUCAAGAAAGCGUGCUUCAACUAUCGUUAGUAUGACACCAUCGGUUAAGAUUGCACUGUAUGGUAAGCAAAAGAGUUCAGAAACUAGUGACGAUGCAGUUGAUGAAGAAAAUGUUGAGGUAAAAAAACCGAGUGCGACUGUUGCAAUGUUAAAAAUGAACAAACGAGAAUGGAAAUAUAUAUUUAUUGGCUGCGUCUCAUGUCUAUGCAAUGGCGGUAUUCAACCAGCAUUCGGUGUUGUUCUAAGCAAAUUGACUGCGGUCUUUCAAGAAUGUGAUAAAGGAGUUCAGCAAAGUCGAGUACUAGUCUAUAUACUUUUGUUUAUUGGUUUUGGUAUUCUAAUGUUAGUUACCAUGUUUCUUCAAGGUUUUCUAUUUGCUUGUUCGGGCGAAGCGCUAACAAAACGAUUACGUUCAAAAGCUUUCAGCGCUCUUCUACGUCAAGAAAUCGCUUAUUUUGAUAAUCAAAGUAACAAUACAGGUGCAUUAUGUACACGUUUAGCUACUGAAGCAUCUGCUGUACAAGGAGCAACUGGAGUUCGUAUUGGACUUAUGAUACAGAAUAUUGCAGCACUUGGUACUGGUAUUAUACUUGGUUUUGUAUUUUCUUGGCAAUUGACAUUACUUAUUCUUGGUUUUGUUCCAUUUAUGGUUAUUGGUGGAUUUUUACAAAGUCGUUUAAUGACUGGAUUUGCCAGUAAAGAUAAAGAAGCGCUGGAAGAUGCUGGAAAGGUAUCAGUAGAAUCUAUACAAAAUAUUCGAACAGUUGUACAAUUAACCAAAGAAAAUUAUUUUCAUCAUGAAUAUAGUGAAUACCUUGAAGUUCCUUAUCGAUCAUCUAUAAAACGAGCACAUCUCUUUGGUGUAUUCUUCUCAUUAACAAACUCUGUCAUGUUCUUUAGUCUUGCAGCACUAUUUAGUUUAGGUGCUUUUCUCAUCGAGCAAGGCUCAGUUUCAUUUGAAAAUCUACUACUGUGUUUUAAUUGCAUUGUAUUCGGUGCCCAAAGUGUUGGACAAACAGCAUCAAUGUCUCCAGAUUACACCAAGGCUGUUGAUGCUGCUGAAAAAAUUCUAAUUCUAUUGAAUCGAAAACCAACCAUUAACAACAGUUCACAGGAUGGUGAUGAAAUUCCUAACUUUCAUGGAGAAUUAGAAUUCGACUGUGUUCAUUUCAUUUAUCCAAAUAGACCGGAAGCAAUUAUUCUUAGAAAUUUUCAACUUAAAAUUAAACCUGGUCAACGAAUUGCACUUGUUGGUACAUCUGGAUGUGGAAAGUCAACAAGUGUUCAAUUAAUUGAACGUUUCUAUGAUCCAAAUCUUGGUCGAUUGUUAGUCGAUUCAAAAGAUAUUCGAAGUCUUAAUCUUCAAUGGUAUCGAUCACAAAUUGGUAUUGUUUCACAAGAACCCGUUUUAUUUGAUAUGUCAAUAAAAGAAAAUAUUGCUUAUGGUGAUAAUAGUCGAGAUGACAUUCCAAUGGAAGAGAUCAUCGCAGCAGCUCAAAAUGCUAAUAUACAUGAUUUUAUUCAAAGACUUCCGGAACAAUAUGAAACGAAUUGUGGUACCAAAGGAGCUCAAUUAUCAGGCGGAGAAAAACAACGAAUCGCAAUUGCUCGAGCAUUAAUUCGAAAUCCAAAGAUAUUAUUGUUUGACGAAGCAACAAGUGCAUUGGAUGCCAACAAUGAAAGAAUAGUUCAAGAUGCACUAGAUCGUGCUCAAAACAAUCGAACAACAAUUACAAUAGCACAUCGUUUAUCAACAAUUCAAAAUGCAGAUUUAAUUUGUGUUUUACAUAGGGGUGUCAUAGUUGAAAGUGGAACUCAUCAAGAAUUACUUGCUCUGCAAGGUCGUUAUUAUCAUUUUGCAAUUCGAAAAACUAUAAAAUUUGUUACGUUAAUAAUUAUUAAAACGCUUCAUGCUCUAAAUCAAGCUCAGAAAUAUCUUCAUGUUAAAGUUUGUAAACUUCAUUUUAUUCGGCUUCGAAUUAAUUUUUUGGCGAAUUAA
Molecule: messenger RNA, 4110 nt
Organism: Rotaria socialis
Lineage: Eukaryota; Metazoa; Rotifera; Eurotatoria; Philodinida; Philodinidae
Source: the annotation of a GenBank genome assembly